This is a messenger RNA of Microtus oregoni (creeping vole), 8245 nucleotides long. RefSeq names its product histone-lysine N-methyltransferase, H3 lysine-36 specific-like. The transcript is spliced from 14 exons. The record is from RefSeq and is a predicted model, not a curated record. Lineage: Eukaryota; Metazoa; Chordata; Mammalia; Rodentia; Cricetidae. Gene Ontology annotation, molecular function: histone H3K36 methyltransferase activity; protein binding. The annotation marks the transcript as partial. Gene Ontology annotation, biological process: regulation of DNA-templated transcription. Gene Ontology annotation, cellular component: chromatin; nucleus.
GCACAACCAAGAUAUUUGAUAAACCAAGGAAGCGAAAACGACAAAGGCAUGUUACAGCCAGAGUACACUAUAAAAAAGUGAGAAAGGACGGCUCCUCAAAAGAGGCUCCACGCUCGGAGGGAGAACUGAUGAUCCACAGGACUGCUGCCAGCCCCAAGGAGAUUCUUGAAGAUGGUGUAGAACAUGAUCCUGGGAUGUCUGCAUCCAAAAAAUUGCAGGGUGAACGCGGUGGAGGAGCAGCACUCAAGGAGAAUGUUUGUCAGAACUGUGAAAAACUGGGUGAGCUGUUACUAUGUGAAGCUCAAUGCUGUGGGGCUUUCCACCUGGAGUGCCUUGGCCUAACUGAGAUGCCGCGAGGAAAAUUUAUCUGCAAUGAGUGUCGCACAGGAAUCCAUACCUGUUUUGUAUGUAAACAGAGUGGGGAAGAUGUGAAAAGGUGCCUUCUGCCCUUAUGUGGAAAGUUUUACCAUGAACAAUGUGUCCAGAAGUACCCACCAACUGUCAUGCAGAACAAGGGCUUCCGGUGCCCCCUGCACAUCUGUAUAACUUGCCAUGCUGCUAAUCCAGCCAAUGUAUCUGCUUCUAAAGGUCGUCUGAUGCGUUGUGUCCGAUGUCCUGUGGCCUACCAUGCUAAUGACUUUUGUCUUGCCGCUGGGUCAAAAAUCCUUGCAUCUAAUAGUAUCAUCUGCCCUAAUCACUUCACCCCUAGGCGGGGCUGCCGAAAUCAUGAGCAUGUUAAUGUCAGCUGGUGUUUUGUGUGCUCAGAAGGAGGCAGUCUUCUGUGCUGUGACUCCUGUCCUGCUGCUUUCCAUCGUGAGUGCCUAAACAUUGAUAUUCCUGAAGGAAAUUGGUAUUGCAAUGACUGUAAGGCUGGCAAAAAACCACACUAUAGGGAGAUUGUCUGGGUGAAGGUUGGUCGAUACAGGUGGUGGCCAGCUGAGAUCUGCCAUCCUCGAGCUGUACCCUCUAACAUUGAUAAAAUGAGACAUGAUGUGGGAGAGUUCCCUGUUCUCUUCUUUGGGUCUAAUGACUAUCUAUGGACUCAUCAGGCCCGAGUUUUCCCUUAUAUGGAAGGAGAUGUGAGCAGCAAGGAUAAAAUGGGAAAAGGAGUGGAUGGAACAUAUAGAAAAGCUCUUCAGGAAGCUGCAGCGAGAUUUGAAGAGUUAAAGGCCCAAAAAGAGCUAAGACAACUACAGGAAGAUCGAAAGAAUGACAAGAAGCCACCCCCUUAUAAACAUAUAAAGGUGAACCGACCUAUUGGUAGGGUACAGAUCUUCACUGCAGACUUGUCAGAAAUUCCCCGUUGCAACUGUAAAGCUACUGAUGAGAAUCCCUGUGGGAUAGAUUCAGAGUGUAUCAACCGGAUGCUGCUCUAUGAGUGCCAUCCCACGGUGUGUCCUGCUGGAGGGCGCUGUCAAAACCAGUGCUUCAGCAAGCGCCAGUAUCCAGACGUUGAAAUUUUCCGCACAUUACAGAGGGGCUGGGGUCUCCGGACAAAAACAGAUAUUAAAAAGGGUGAGUUUGUGAAUGAGUAUGUGGGUGAACUGAUAGAUGAAGAAGAGUGCAGAGCUCGGAUCCGUUACGCACAAGAACACGAUAUCACUAAUUUCUAUAUGCUCACUCUAGAUAAAGAUCGAAUUAUUGAUGCUGGACCGAAAGGAAACUAUGCUCGGUUCAUGAACCACUGCUGCCAGCCUAACUGCGAAACACAGAAGUGGUCUGUGAACGGGGACACGCGUGUUGGUCUUUUUGCUUUGAGUGACAUUAAAGCAGGCACUGAACUUACCUUCAAUUACAACCUAGAAUGUCUUGGGAAUGGAAAAACUGUCUGCAAAUGUGGAGCCCCAAACUGCAGUGGCUUCCUGGGUGUGCGGCCAAAGAAUCAACCCAUUGUCACUGAAGAAAAGUCCAGGAAAUUCAGGAAGAAGCAACAUGGGAAGCGCAGGAGCCAGGGUGAAGUCACAAAGGAGAGAGAGGAUGAGUGUUUCAGCUGUGGAGAUGCUGGUCAGCUCGUCUCCUGCAAGAAGCCAGGCUGCCCGAAAGUUUACCAUGCUGACUGUCUCAAUCUGACCAAGCGACCAGCAGGGAAGUGGGAAUGUCCUUGGCACCAGUGUGACGUAUGUGGGAAGGAAGCAGCCUCCUUUUGUGAGAUGUGUCCCAGCUCCUUUUGCAAGCAGCAUCGAGAAGGGAUGCUUUUCAUUUCCAAGCUCGAUGGGCGUCUGUCUUGUACUGAACAUGAUCCCUGUGGGCCCAACCCUCUGGAACCAGGGGAGAUCCGUGAGUAUGUGCCGCCCCCAGUGCAACUGCCUCCAAGCCCCAGCACUCAACUGACAGAACAGUCAUCAGGAAUGGCUACUCAGGGACCCAAGAUGCCUGAUCAGCCACCUACUGAUGCCACCCAGAGGCUGCCAGUCUCCAAAAAAGCCCUGACAGGGACUUGUCAGAGGCCACUGCUACCUGAAAGACCUGAGAGAACUGAGUCUAGCUCCCACCUUUUAGAUAGGGUUAGAGACCUUGCUGGGUCAGGGACCAAAUCCUUGGUAUCCAACCAGAGGCCACAGGACAGACCACCUGCUAAAGAAGGACCAAGACCUCAGCCAUCUGACAAAGCCUCUUCAAUGACCAAGCCAAGCUCCUCACCCUCAGUCAGGUCCCUGCCACUGGAAAGACCUCUGGGAAUGAUUGACCCAAGGCUGGAUAAAUCCAUAGGUGCUGCCAGCCCAAAGUCCCAGUCAGUGGAGAAAUCCCCAGCCCCCACUGGCCUGAGACUUUCACCACCAGACAGACUGUUGACUACCAGCAGUCCCAAACCCCAGAUUUCUGAUAGGCCUCCAGACAAAUCCCAUGCCUCUUUGACCCAGAGACUUCCUCCUCCUGAGAAAGUACUAUCAGCUGUGGUCCAGUCUCUGGUAGCUAAAGAAAAAGCACUGAGGCCUGUGGACCAGAACACUCAGUCAAAGCACAGACCUGCGCUAGUGAUGGAUCUCAUAGACCUAACUCCUCGCCAAAAGGAGAGGGCUGGAUCUCCACAUGAAGUCACACCACAGGCUGAUGAAAAGACGCCAGUGCUGGAAUCAAGCUCGUGGCCAUCUAGUAAAGGUCUGGGGCACAUGCCACGAACUGUGGAGAAAAGCAGCGUGUCAGAGUCCCUUCCGCCAGCUGGGAAAGCAGCAGCUCCUUCAGAACAUCCUUGGCAAGCUGUUAAGUCACUCACCCAGGCCAGACUUCUUUCUCCAUCUUCUGCCAAGGCUUUUUUAUAUGAAUCAGCAACUCAAGCCUCAGGAAGAGCUCCUGUAGGAGCUGAGCAGACCCCAGGACUUCCCAGCACAGCACCCAGCCUCAUUAAACAGGGAAAGCAGCUAUCUAGAGGACUUACUGCCAAGAGUGGGCAGUCCUUCAGGUCUCUUGGGAAGAUCCCAGCUUCUCUCCCCAAUGAAGAGAAGAAGUUGACAACCACAGAACAGAGUCCCUGGGGCCUGGGAAAAGCCUCACCAGGGGCAGGGCUUUGGCCCAUAGUGGCUGGACAAACACUAGCCCAAGCUUGCUGGUCUACUGGGGGCACACAGACAUUGGCACAAACUUGUUGGUCCCUUGGAAGAGGGCAAGACCCCAAACCAGAGCAAAAUACAAUUCAAGCUCUUAACCAGGCUCCUUCUAGUCGCAAAUGUGCAGAGUCAGAACAGAAAUAAUGCAGUAAAUAUCACAUAACCAGGCAAGCUGUCCCCAGGGUGCCGUUGGGGUUGGGGGGGGGGGGAAUAAUCCUUCUUUCCCUUCUCUUCUUAAACAGAAAUAUUCCCAACACUUCCACUGUUAUUCUUUUCUUAUAUCCCAACACUCAGAACUCUUGUGGCAUUAGCCCAUGGGGACUUGUGGUUGUGUGAACCAUGUAUGGAAAUCGUCGGGCCCCAGUCAAGGAGACAGACAGACUUGAGUCUCUUUGCCCUAACUUUUACAUAUGGUCAACUUAAAAUAAAAAGUCCACUCUACAAUCAAGCAUGGAAUUCAAUUCCAGUGAUCAAGUUGGAAAGUAUAGAGGCUCACAAAGCUACUUCCCUGGCCCAGCAGUGCCCCGUUGAGAACACCUGAUAAACCUUUAGAAGGAUCUGAUGCUCAUUCAAAUCACUGGCAGUUAUCUGAGUAUUGCUGUAUGCUAGGUCAGGAGGCUAGUCAUUGUGUAAGACAGAAUUACAUAAGGCCUGAUCCCAAUGAGCCUGACUUGCCUGCUUGGGUCCCCAAGCAGAUUCAAGGACCUCUGACCAGGAAACAACAGAAAGUACUGCUAGGCCAUGGGUUUCCAGGUUUGUUCUCAAAUAUUUUUGUGUGUAUGUAUGCGUGUGUGGCCCAGAAUGUGUCUGUAUUGAACAUGUUUCCUAGUUGGACUGUGCAUGCAUGUGUGUGCCUGCAAAGCUCUUCUCUGUAAAUGGAAGGGUGCUACAUCAAGGCCAAGGCAAGCUGUUGACUGGGACUUUUACCUGUGUAUUGCAGUCUGAAGAUUUGUUCUUGGAGGAGCAUCAGGUUAGAGGGAGCUGGUUUCUGAGAAUGUAGUGUCCCAGAAGUGGACAAAGGAAAUUGGCAAGCUUACCUUUCUUUUCUACCAAUAAUCCUUUUCUAAGAACCUACCCCAUCCGCAUUUCCUCAAACACUCAGGUGCUUUCAGAUUUCAGUCUCGGGCAGUGGACAUAGGGAAUUUCUGGCAAACUCCUAGCAAGACACACCACCUUCAAGAAGAGUGUCAGAUUCUGAUGGGAAUUUUCUUCCGGUCUCAUGCCCUCCUACCUGAAGGGAGGGAACUCUUUCCACCUCCUUGUAAAUUGUUGUGCUUUCUGUUACAGAGAGCACAUGCCUGGUCACUUAGCUCAAUGGCAAGCCAGAACCCUUCCCCAAGACUGGAGAGACGUGGUGUUUGGAGCAGUGUCCAAUCUAAGACGACUCCUCGUAACUGCUGAUUAUCUGUUACUGCUGCCCUGAGCUGGGGCCCAAGGGCUGGGAAUCUGUUGGUGCUACCCUGCCCUUCCAUUUCCCCAGCUCACAAACUGCCAACAGAAAAUGCUGUUUGGCUAGUUCUCUCACACUCACCCUGCCCCUUGUCCUCAGACCAUGUGUUUGUUUACCUGUCUGCUUUGCCAACGUAGUAUCUUUAGCUAACAAAUGGCAUCUCCUGGCCAAAACAUCUGGCCUUUCUGUCCCAGUUACAGCUUUUAUACCCUCAACAGGAUUCUGUUUGCCCCAGGUUCCUCCUAAGUUCCUGUUGAGGUUAGCUUCCAUCACUUUUCAAAAGGAAAGAGCAGUGGUGGUUACUGAAGCAUUUGUACUUUAUAUAAAAAUUGAGAGUAGUGUCUGCUUUUAUUUCCCCAAGUCUGUCUCUGGGGUAGAAACCCCUGAACUCAGGCAGAGGGAUGAGGCUAGGACAGGGCUGACCCGAGCUUGGGGGCUAGUCCCUGCACCUCUCUGAAUUACGCCUGCCUAGUUCUCCCCUUUCCUUCUUUCUUUCCACAUCAUCAGAGUAAGAAAAGCUCUGUGUUCAAAAGGAAGAGAAAACAUAAAUCAUCUUAUUUUCUUUUAAAAAAAUUUUUAAACCAUGAAGAAAAUAUUUUUAAAGAAAUUCACCCAGGAAAUUAAAGUUCACUAUAUUGCAUAUUUAUCAUGUGUGAAGAUAUAAGUAUAUAACUGCAGCUAGUAGACCCCUUUCCUGAUUUCUUAGGUUGUGUGCGUAGGUUUGCUUGGUGCCAGUCCUGUGCCCUUUGCUCUCCUGUCAUCUGUAGUUGUGAUCAGAAACAGAUGUCUGCACUGCACUGUCAGAGUCUCCGUUCACUAUGUUGUGUGUUUGAUUACCGUAGCUGUUUCAUGAAAUAAACUGUGAAUUGGGGGGUGGGGGGUGCAGGCUAUGUAAAAUUUUUAAGUGAAGUUUAGUCUUGACUUAACUUCUCUAAAAUAGGUUUCAGUAGUUAAUUGGCUUUGACAGCUGUCUAGAAGUGUCUCACAGAACAGGAGGGAGGGAUGGGGUCACGAUUGGCCACCCGUGUUUGUUGCGAUAUUUUCAUUCACCGCCAUUCUUUGGAGCCUUCCUUCCAGACCUGCUGGGAAAACAUCUGAACUGUGUACUUGUGGGGUGGAGGGAGUGAGGGGCAUGGGUGAGAAACAACCCUUCUAAUGACAGGCACGUUUUGUUCAGGGCCACUGAAAGACUCUCAGGUUGUUGAGUUGGAACUAGACAUUUGAGCGGAGACCCACAGCUAACAGCAUGAGUUGUGUUAAAAUAGGGUAUUGGUUACUGUCCUUCAGUAACAAGUGCUUAGGGAGCAGGGACUUGAGUGUGAUGGUGGGAAGAGGGUGACCUUGCAGUUCUGGGCUGUGUUUGAAUCCUGUAAUAACCCUUUCUUUGAGAGUGUGAAUUGGCAACACAGAAAAUCUUACUAGAAACUUCUGAUCAUUGGACAGGUUGUAUUUUGGCAUUGGCAUUUGGCUAAGUGCUUGAAAUUUGAAUUGCCAGAGAAUCUACCUGUGAGACAGCACCUAGGAAGUUCUUUCCAGGGACAAGCCAAAGGCAGAAAUGCUCCUAGGUAGUGGCUAUACUUCUUGUUUAGUUAGAGGGAAAAAGGGGUGGAAUUGUUGAAAUUUGCAUUUAAAACUUCAUUUUUCUAACUGUUGGAGCCAACCCAUUUUAAUAGAAGGUAGCCACCAUUUACAACCACCCCCCCCAGUAUUUUUAGAUGUCUGCUUCCCUAAAAUUACUGAGUUUGAAAUUAUUUGCAUAACUGUGUCAUUUUUUUUAACGAAUUCUGCAUCUUUGGUAUUCAUAUCCUCUACCCCACACGUACAGUCUGGGCUUGAAGUGCAGUAGUAGUGAGCCUUCGUGGCUCUGCACUGUCAGUUCCCUGAAGCUGAACUUUGAGAUUGUAUUCCAGUGUUGUUCCACAACUGACAGGAAGGAUGUCUAGGUUGUCCAUGCAGGGCAAUCAGGAGAGCAUUCAAUCAGAUGGGUCUUGCCCCGGCUCCAAAAAAAUUAAGUUUUCUAAAACUUGUCAGGACAUUGUUAUCUUCUUGGGGAUGUUGUCAUUGAAUGAAAAGAGGCCCAGUGUCCUCACUUCCUAGAUCAGAGGACAGGAAUUUCCUGUUGUUGAGUGAUUAAUGUUAAAAGUAUCCCAAGUCGUUUAGACCUAGGUAGCUUCUGCAGGAGCUUUGAUUGGCUAUGACCAGUUUGUUUUCAGCUGAGCUUCCUAGGUCAGUGCAGUUCUAUAGUGUAAAUUGAAAUACAAAUAAUUGCUUUGUACACAAAACAAUGUAAUGAUGGUGCUAAUCUCAUGGUAUAAAUAAGCACUGCCAAGGGUUGAGGAAGUGGUGACAUGAGAAACCCCAGUUCCCGUUUGGGAAGAUAAUUUAUGUAGGUUCCUUUCAGCUCUAUGAGAGAUAGGCGGCAGGCAGUGUCACUGAUGCCUGCCAACCCAACCCUGGAGUUUUUAGUACGAUCCAGAGGUGAAGAGAUGAUCCCAAAUCCAGAUGAUGGCCACUGAGUUUCUCAGGGCUAGGGUCACCUUUGUCCCAUCCUGUCUAGGACAGUUUAGAAGAGAACUAUGGGUGUGGGGUAUCCACUACCUUCUGCUUCUCUACCUCUUCCCCUCUCGUGGCAGCAUCUCAAUUGCUUAUGAAUAAGGGCAAUGUCUCUUAAGAACGUUGGGAGAGUUUUAUUUAGACAACUACAACCUCACAAGAGAUGUUUUCUUACCAACAUAAGCAAAACAAAAACUCUUUUGUGGUCUUUACCCUAGAGUAGCCUUCCUGUGACUUAAGAACAUAAGACUAUGAGGGGCUCCAAGGGUAGCUCUUGGGAGCUUAGCACAGAUUGACAGGUAAACACAGGGAGCAGAGUAGAAACCAAGGAGAGUCCUGGUGUUCUCAUUCCAGGGUGGACAGAGUAGGUGGUCUCCAGGCUAUGGUGGUGCCGCCUUAUGUAUGUAGGUGAGUGUGAAAGUUGGGUGAGUACAGCACCUAGGAGCUCAUGGAAAAGCAGCUUUUUAGGUCUUGGCGAAGAAAGCUGACUAGAAAGCUCUAUUUUUUAAAUGGGGAAAAGGGUUCAGCCAAGGUCCAUCACUGUGUUCUCUCACCCCCCCCCAACAGAUUGUCAGCUGGAAGUGAACCUCCUAGUGAAAAAGAGGGGAACCCUGUGCUAGGAGUCCCCAUAAACAUGUACUGUAAUUCUUUGUAUAUAGAAAAAAUUACUGUAAAGUAAAGUUUAACUUUACUCUUA